Messenger RNA from Oppia nitens, 1409 nucleotides. RefSeq lists its product as uncharacterized. The transcript is spliced from 4 exons. The coding region runs from base 26 to 1399 and encodes 457 amino acids. The record is from RefSeq and is a predicted model, not a curated record. NCBI's taxonomy places the organism in Eukaryota, Metazoa, Arthropoda, Arachnida, Sarcoptiformes, Oppiidae.
AAAAUUAAUCAAUAUCUCAAAUAAUAUGAACUCAUUAUAUACUACUAUCUUUUAUUUAUCGAUACAUUGGUAUUUCUAUCACUGUCUACUACUAGACAACCCGUGCGAUAUACUGGCACCCAAUGGCCAGUUCACUGGUAUCGGUGUCCAUCAUCAGUGGUCACUGGACAAAAUCUAUGCCAAUCACUACAACGAUGUCUAUAUUAUGUAUAGAAACGGUCGGCUAUUCUGGUUUAACGUAACUUUUUCGGACAAUAAUGAUGAACCAGUCAUCCGAUUGGUAAUGAAUAAGACUGAUAGGUAUCCGAUAUCGACAAUCAAAUGGUUUAGUCCUAAAGAUAUCAUAAAUCAAACGUAUAAUUCGUAUAAUUGUUUCAAUGAAUAUAAAGACAACCAAAACAAGUCAAUCAAAACAGUCUGUAUGGAUGCCAACAAUACAACGAAAGUCUAUAAUAAAGACUACGAUCCGAAUGACCUAAUGUUCAGUCCCGUACCGGCCGCCCGAUCAACCUAUGUCUAUCUGGUCAGCCCAAUAGUAUAUCCGUCGGUAAAUACAUCGUCGGUAAGCAUCAAAUACUAUUACGUCCAGUCGGACGUGAUUUUCGAUCACAAAGACUGCGAUCAAUUGGACUGUCAGAUACCGACAUUUGUCUUUGAUAUCGACCCGAAGCUAUGGUCGGCCAUCGAUGGUAUUGUUGGCUAUAAUUACGGUAACAAUCGCAAGGGUUGGAUAUUGUUUUUCAAACUAAACUCUAAGCCCUAUUAUUGUUGGACACCGUUAGGUCAGCGCUUGUCCGAACAGUGUAAAAAUGAAAUCAAUUUUCUUAAGUAUGGCACUGAAUGUGACAGUAUUUGGUCCGAUAAUAAUAGCAAUAAUACUAAUACUACUACUGAUAAUACCAUACAAACAACGACAACAACAAUCAAAAUGACUUCAACAACAAUACCGAUGACAUCAUCAUCAGCAACAACUACAACAACAUUGAUGCCUAUCAGUAGUAGUAGUAGUAGUACUAAAGGACAGUCGUCUACAACAUUGUCAAACAAUCAAACAGAUAAUAUUGUAACUGUUGAACAACCAAAUGAUAUAUGGUUUAACAUAUUGGUGGCCAUUGUUGUCGGGUGUCUCAUAUUAACCAUCGGUAUUAUUGUUGCGAUAGUUAUUAUAUGCUUACACCGAAAUAAUAAGCUUAAAACCAAAUACAAUGAAACCAAUUUAAAUAAAUCAGAAAGACUGCCGGCAGAAAUUCGUAGUAAAGUCGGCCAAAUGGACACCGAUUGGGCGGUUCGGGUCGGAUCGAUAUCUACCGAAACAAUCAAUACUAAAAAAUCGAUGUCAACUAAUCAAACCAAUAAGUCUACGAUCGAUAUAUCGAGAAAAUCGGUUAUUAAUAAUUGAUUAAAUUAGG